Ilex paraguariensis (yerba mate) is the source of this 1149-nucleotide messenger RNA. NCBI's taxonomy places the organism in Eukaryota, Viridiplantae, Streptophyta, Magnoliopsida, Aquifoliales, Aquifoliaceae. The record is from the annotation of a GenBank genome assembly.
CAAAAACCCUUGUUGUUUGAUUCUUGUUCUGCUUGUGGUUGUGGUGUCUCUCUCUUGUGGUCUGGAGAUGAACCAUGGAAAUGAAGAAUACAUAUCAGCAGUGGGUGAUCCAGGGAUGAGAAGAGAUGGGUUGAGAUUGGCAAUAGAGGCAUGGAAUCAGUGCAAUGAGGUUGGAGAUGAAGCUCCUAACAUGGGCAGCCCAAGAGCUGCUGAUUGCUUUGAUGUUUAUAGAGCUUUUCCAGAGUUAAAAAGGUUAAAAAACAACUGCUCCCUCUGCAGUUCAAUUCCAUACAUGUUAAUCCACAGGGUAACAGAGGAAGACAACAACCUUGGUGUGGGAAAACCUUUUCUUGGAGGACAACCAGAGGAAUUUCUCAAUGUAGACCUUUAUGCAGCAGGAAAAGAACUAUACUUGGGCUCCAAAUGCCAAGUUCAAGACACACCAAAUCCAUGGCAAUUCUGGAUGAUCAUGCUGAAGAAUGGCAACAUGGACACUUCCGCCGCCAAGUGCCCGAAAAAUGGCAAGAAAGUCAGGCCAUACGGGCCUGACAAUCGGUUUCCUUGCUUCGGAACAGGGUGCAUGAACCAGCCAUUGAUUUAUCACAACUACACAACCUUACAAGGGCCUAAUAGGACUACACUUAAGGGAAAGUUUUUUGGGUCAUGGGACUUGGAUGCUGAUUUAAGUGAAGGAAUGGUAGUGAACAUUUCUUACUAUUCUGUGGCUUGGGAGAAACAACUUGGAAGAGGUAGUUGGGUAUUCCACCAUGUCUUGAAGACUUCUAUUAAGUAUCCAUGGUUGAUGCUUUACUUGAGAUCAGAUGCCACAACUGGGUUUUCUGGUGGAAAGAAUUCAGAAAUGAGUGCAGUCACUUUGUGGCUGGCAUAUGACAAGCAUGCUUAUGAUGCUCGGACAGCAAAAACACCGAGCGAAGCUGUUUUGUUUGCUCAACAAGAAGGCUGUGAUGAUAUUUAACUAGUAUUGCAGAUGGGAAGACUGAAGAGUAUUUGCAGAAAUUUAGAUACUCUCUCAAGUGAUGUGUGUACGCAGAAUGGAGAAUUGAUCGGCACAUGAAUUAUCAAGACAUGCUCGCUUUGUUUGUGAUCCUAUUGUUGGUAGGAGGAAGUACUGGACUUUUUAUCGUUUCU